GGACUGACUCUCUUCCUUUCCUUUUGCUCCAACGAGACUCUCUCUCGUCCUCGGCUUUCCCUCUCUCAUUCCAUUUCACCAUAGCUCGUAGGGCCAUUACCAAUUUGGCCAUAGCUUCCUUUCUCUAUCUUUCGUCAAUAACAAUUAACAAAACACUCUCACUUCUCCAAGCUUUUCUUCAAUGGCGACCCUUAAUGUUCCCGCAAGAUUGUCUUUCUUGAAACCUGAAAGGUCUAGAGCCACUGAUCGAUUGGCUUCCUCCAAGAGCCUGUGUGAUUCUACUGCGUUUCACUGUAGACCCAGAAGAAAGUAUGCUCAGAAGAAGCAAAGCUUUACUGUUAAAUCAAUUGGGAUCUUCCAGGACAGCAGCAGAGUCCAUUUUAACUCACACAAUGGUCCUGUGGGGAGCGUUGACAAGGCUGACUCAACUUUUGAACUUCAGUCUGAUAAUGAUUACCUUAUGGACCAGCCAAAGGUAUAUUCAGAUGGUAUAAGGAAAACUAAGAUAGUAUGUACAAUUGGUCCUUCAACAAGCUCACGCGAAAUGAUAUGGAAACUGGCUGAAACAGGAAUGAAUGUUGCACGUUUGAAUAUGUCACAUGGGGACCACAAGUCACACCAGAAAACCAUUGAUCUUGUCAAAGAAUACAACUCUCAAUUUGAAGACAAGGUUGUAGCCAUAAUGCUGGACACCAAGGGUCCUGAGGUUAGAAGUGGAGAUGUACCACAACCAAUUAUUCUUAAAGAGGGACAAGAGUUUAACUUUACAAUCAAAAGAGGAGUUAGCACAGUGGACACAGUUAGUGUAAACUAUGACGACUUUGUGAAUGAUGUGGAUGUUGGUGACAUUAUUCUAGUUGAUGGUGGAAUGAUGUCGUUAGCUGUGAAGUCAAAGACAAAAGAUUUGGUUAAAUGUGUGGUAGUUGAUGGCGGAGAACUAAAAUCAAGGCGCCACUUAAAUGUGCGUGGAAAAAGUGCAACUCUGCCUUCAAUAACAGAAAAGGACUGGGAAGAUAUCAAAUUUGGAGUGGACAAUGGAGUUGACUUCUAUGCUGUCUCAUUUGUAAAAAAUGCUGAGGUGGUCCAUGAGUUGAAAGAUUAUCUCAAAGGUUGCAAUGCAGAUAUUCAUGUUAUUGUAAAAAUAGAAAGUGCGGACUCUAUACCAAAUCUUCAUUCGAUAAUUAUUGCAUCUGACGGGGCAAUGAUUGCUCGUGGAGACCUUGGAGCAGAACUUCCAAUUGAGGAAGUUCCUUUAUUGCAGGAGGACAUCAUUAGAAGGUGUCACAGUAUGAAGAAACCAGUGAUUGUAGCAACCAAUAUGCUGGAGAGCAUGAUUGAUCAUCCUACGCCAACCAGGGCAGAAGUUUCUGACAUUGCAAUUGCAGUAAAAGAAGGUGCUGAUGCAAUUAUGCUUUCUGGAGAAACUGCCCAUGGAAAGCAUCCAUUGAAAGCUGUUAAAGUAAUGCAUACUGCGGCUUUAAGAACUGAGUCAAGCCUACCAAUUAGCACUUUUCCUCCAAUUCAAUUGAGGGCCAAUAAGAGUCAUAUGGGGGAAAUGUUUGCUUUCCAUUCCACAACUAUUGCAAACAGUCUCCAAACACCCAUCAUUGUUUUCACGAGGACAGGAUCCAUGGCUGUGCUUUUAAGUCAUUAUCGGCCUUGCUCAACAAUAUUUGCCUUCACAAAUGAAGAAAGGAUUAAGCGGAGGUUAGUGCUUUAUCAUGGUGUCGUCCCCAUAUAUAUGCAGUUCUCAAAUGAUUCGGAGGAGACUUUCUCAAGAGCAAUAAAGCUAUUAGUAGCUAAAGGUCUUUUAAAAGAGGGGCAGUUUGUUACUCUUGUACAAAGUGGUGCGCAACCAAUCUGGCGUCGAGAAUCUUCUCACCAUAUCCAAGUUCGUAAAGUUGAAAGUUGAUUUUGAACCUCUGAGGAGUUUUCUUUCUCUUUUAGUUUCUUUUAUUCAAAUUGAAGUUUCAGUUUAAGUAGUUUACAUCUUGCGAACACUUGUUCCAAGUUCCAAUGAAAGGGUAGAUCAAAUGAACUUCGUAAACGAUAAUGUGAAGGAGUUGUGUCGUUACGAAUUUUAGAUGUUUCAAUAGUGUCCUGUAAAAUUUUGGAAUUAUUUGUUUGUGUUUCUAGGUAUAUUUGUACACAGAAAUCUAUGGAUCCAGAUCUGUAAAUCUAUGCCAUUUCGAGCCAUAACCUCUCUUUUUGAAUGCAAUUUUCCUUUUUCUA
Messenger RNA from Prunus mume (Japanese apricot), 2232 nucleotides. It is a transcript of the gene PKP3, whose product is annotated as plastidial pyruvate kinase 3. Gene Ontology annotation, biological process: glycolytic process. NCBI's taxonomy places the organism in Eukaryota, Viridiplantae, Streptophyta, Magnoliopsida, Rosales, Rosaceae. Gene Ontology annotation, molecular function: potassium ion binding; magnesium ion binding; pyruvate kinase activity. The record is from RefSeq and is a predicted model, not a curated record.